Messenger RNA from Durusdinium trenchii, 330 nucleotides. The record is from the annotation of a GenBank genome assembly. NCBI's taxonomy places the organism in Eukaryota, Dinophyceae, Suessiales, Symbiodiniaceae.
AUGCGGGAACGGGCCGCACAGGCCGAGAAGAUGCUGGAACCUUGGAAGAAGCGAACAGAAGAAGUUCAAGAAGCCUUUCAGAAGGAGCAAGCUCUUCGAAAGCGAUAUCACAACCAGAUGCAGGACAUGAAGGGCGCCGUCCGCGUUUUCGCACGCAUCCGUCCGAAGGUGCCUCGCGAAGCCGAUCAGGAGGUGGCGGUCUGGCGCCGGGAUGCCUUCUCCUUGGAGUGCGCGGCGAAAGACAAGAAGUCCGGCCCGAAGGUCGCCCGAAGCAGCUGGUUUGUGUUUUUUCAACGCUUCAUGCAGCUGUUGGACGUGCCGGAUGCCUAA